Messenger RNA from Drosophila persimilis, 585 nucleotides. RefSeq lists its product as uncharacterized. The coding region runs from base 3 to 530 and encodes 175 amino acids. Lineage: Eukaryota; Metazoa; Arthropoda; Insecta; Diptera; Drosophilidae. The record is from RefSeq and is a predicted model, not a curated record. The transcript is spliced from 3 exons.
ACAUGAAAUCAGAAAAACUAAAAAGAAACUUUUGGGUCUCUGCUGAAAUUGAAUGUAUGCUUAAAUUUAUAGGGGAGCUUAAUAAUGUCCAAAGAUCUAUUUCUGCAAAUACGACGCAAAACACAUUUAACCAAAUUGCCAACAAAAUGAAAAAAAGUGGAUAUCCAAAUAAAUCACCUACGCAAAUACGAAGAAAAUGGUUUCAAAUGAAGUCUGCGUAUUUAUGUUACAAAAAAGGCAAUAUUGACCGACUGUUUCUUAUACCUGAAAGAUUUCGAAAUGUAAUUGCACAGUUUGUAGAAAACGGCGAUAAGUUAGGCCGUUCAUGUAGUAUGUCGACUAUCUCGUUGACAAAUCAAUACCAUCGUUACGAUGUCAAUUCUUUAGUCAUGGAUAAAUUUUUGAACCAAGUUAAAAAGAACAAUAAACUAGUCAAUUCGGAAUAUACAAAACUGGAGCGAUCUCUGUUGCAAUAUGACCACAAAUGGCAAAUCGUUCGAGAUGCUAAUAUUAUUAAAAAUAUAAACUAAUUUUAUUGUUAAUCUUGCCGAUCGACUCUUCAAAUAUAAAAAUAAGGUGCAAUAA